Zerene cesonia (dogface butterfly) is the source of this 5678-nucleotide messenger RNA. RefSeq lists its product as uncharacterized. Bases 399 to 3302 code for a protein of 967 amino acids. Lineage: Eukaryota; Metazoa; Arthropoda; Insecta; Lepidoptera; Pieridae. The record is from RefSeq and is a predicted model, not a curated record. The transcript is spliced from 16 exons.
CAUCACUAUUUAACAGUUGUCCGGUGAAGUUUCGUUUCGAGUCCCACAGUGGUUUGGAAUUAGUUUUUACAAAAUAUAUUUUCAAUAACAGUAAAGUGCUACAAAUCUUUUUAAUCGUUUGAUAAUGUGUUAUAAUUUUAGUGUUGAUUACGUGUAUUAAUUGAUCAGUGCGUAGCAGUUAUUAAUGUGUUUACGAUCUUUGAAAUGUUCCCUGACAUCGAGUUACUUAAUAAUCUCACAAUUAUGUCGUCGAUCCGAUAACGGGAGUUUGAAAAUUUCUUAUGACAUCACUUAAGUAAAGCUUAGAACACUAAUUUAACAUGUGACUUUAUGUGAUAUUGAAACAAUAAUUUUUUUUGUAAUAUUUUAUUUGAUUGUGUUUAUACCUAUGCUGUUCAAUGGAUACCGACAAUAACAAAAUCACAAAGAAUAAAUCGAAGCGUAAUAGGAACAAAAAUGCGAAGAAAAAAGAAAUGGAGAGAAAAGACGAGGUGGGCGUAGAUGUGGUUGAAUGUGACGUUAAGGAGAUCGAUAAUGAAGUUAAUAUAAGUGGAUCACCAAGCUCAACGGAUAGCGAAGAUCUAGUCAAUGCCAUCAACUACAACACCAUAACGUCGUUAGCUGCUUUGAAAGAUAUAAUCCAAGGGGAGAACAAUGACACUCCGGAAACGGACAGCUUUUUUCAACAUUAUUUUAUGAACCAUUGUAAUAAUUUAUCCAGCCGAAAUUCUAGUUCUACAUCACCUUUUCCUUAUACUGAGCGGAGACGUCUCUCGCAAUGCCGCGAGGAAGAUGAAGACGAUUAUAAAAAAGAUAAUUCUGUUUCAAAUUCACCAUCUAAAGCUUUACAAUUUUCAGAUUCUAACAAAAAUGACAAUAAAUUGAACAAAUCCCCACAUAGAACUGAAAGUCUGAAUAAAGACAAUAAGUUAACAGAAAAUAAAGCUCAGUUAGAGGAGACAGACUCUUCAAAGAGGACGGUAAUGGGAGCAAAACAUAAGUUUUUAGUAACGACAACGGAAACUCCACCAGCAAAACUAGAGCGUGCUUUGCGAACACAAGUUAACAACGCCCACACAGUUCAUUUUGGAACAAAGGGCGCAGAGGAGUUAAGACCCAGUGUAAGAUCAAUAUUUGCUGGCGAAAAUCUCCACCGCGACAAAAAUUAUUUCGAUAGCAGCUUGAUAGAAAUAAGAUCAACAGUAGACGGAGUAGCGACAAGCUCAGAAGAUAUUUGGGUCAAGAGGACUAGUGACAGACAAGUUGUAUCGCCGAAGGAAGAGAUAAAUAAAACUGACGAUGAAGGAAAGAACAGACAAGCGAUAGAUACACCAAAACCAGAUAAAGUGGAAGCACAACGCGUGAGAUCGGGAACUUGGGGCUCGCAAUCACGCAAAGAAAAAGAUAUAAUCAAAAUAACCGAUGUUCAAAAAUUGAAGGAUGUUCGACGGAGCAGCGAUGACAGACGCCAAAAGAGAGAGCAACGAUUGGACGCAGCUAUCACAAGAAGCACGCAAUCGGUGGGAGAACGCAGGCGACGAGGGUCCGCAGACGAUGGUCAUUCGCAUCAGUUUUAUCAACAGACGAUACAUGGAACCUCCGGGGUGAGUCGCAGACCGGCUUUGUUUGAUAUUUUCAAAUCACGUCCGCGCGGCGCCGAUUCUAAGAAACCACCGAGUUUCAUGCAACAAGUGAAAAAUGCUAUGCAGAACAUGACCAAGUCGAAUGCUAAAGAACCGAGUAAAACGGAUACAAAACAGGAUUUGACGAAACACGAUGGUGCUGUGACCUCGACUAACGCAUCUUCGAGCAAAGUUAAGGAUGGCUCUGCGCACCCGCACCCUGGCAGUGACACUAAGUACUACCACACAAUUACCGUUCCGAGCAAUCGAAGACCUAGCGCUAUCAAUAAGGUGAUGGAUCUAUUCAGAGGGCGAGCCUCCAUACCGGGACAGCCAGCUGAAGCAACAGAGAAAAAGCGGACGAGGGCGGUAGCUCAGCCACAUCACCAUGCAGGUGCGCACCUCCGCCGCACCACCUCGCAGGACGCAGAGAGGCGGCGUUCGUCUCUGGGAAACGUGCCGGCUGCGAGGCACCGCGCCUCUGAUGCUUCGUUGGACCCUCACCACGCCGCCAUAUUGUUCCGCGAUGCAAGAGGGUUGCCAGUAGUGGAUCCCUUCCUGGAAAAAGUUAAUCUAUCUGAUUUAGAAGAGGACGAAUCGCAGAUUUUCGUGAAGUUCUUCAAGUUCCACAAGUGCUACGAUCUGAUCCCGACGUCGGCGAAACUCGUCGUUUUCGAUACACAAUUGCUUGUCAAGAAGGCUUUCUUCGCCCUUGUGUAUAACGGUGUUCGUGCGGCGCCGCUAUGGGACUCCCAAAGACAGCAGUUCAUAGGCAUGCUGACGAUCACCGACUUCAUAAAGAUCCUGCAGAUGUACUACACCAGCCCAGACGUUACUAUGGACGAGCUGGAAGAACACCGACUUGAGACUUGGCGCCAGGUCCUAAAGGGAUCAGUGGUGCCUCUAGUCUCCAUCGGGCCGGACGCGUCUCUGUACGAAGCCAUCCGGAUGCUGAUCAUGAACCGGAUCCAUCGGCUGCCGGUGAUCGACCCGGAGACCGGCAACGUGCUUUAUAUACUCACACAUAAGAGGAUAUUGAGAUUCCUCUUCUUAUACAUAAACGAGCUGCCGAAGCCCAAGUACUUGCAGAACAAACUGCGCGAUCUGAAGAUCGGCACUCUGAACAACAUCGAGACGGCGACCGAGGAGACCUCGAUCAUAGAAGCCCUGAGGAAGUUCGUCAAUCGGCGCGUCUCAGCGCUCCCACUCAUCGAUGCUGAGGGCCGGCUCAAGGACAUUUACGCCAAGUUCGAUGUUAUUAAUUUGGCUGCCGAGAAGACGUACAAUAAUUUGGACGUAACACUAAAGAAGGCCAACGAGCAUCGCAACGAGUGGUUCGAAGGCGUACAGAAGUGCAAUCUGGAUGAAACACUCUUUGAAGUUAUGGAGAGGAUCGUUCGGGCUGAGGUCCAUCGUCUGGUGGUCGUCGACGAGGAGGACAAAGUGACCGGCAUCAUAUCGCUCUCGGACCUCCUGAUGUAUCUCGUGCUGCGUCCCACCGGCGAGUGCGAGGGCGCCAGCCUGCGCAACGAGCACGCGUCCAUCGAAGAGCGGGACGAAGCUAGCGACACCAACGCGCCGGACAGGGAUAGCGAUACCGCCGAUACGCAACCGGAGACAGACGAAAACGUCCGAGGAACAGACGCAACUGCCACCAGUCAAGGGGAAUGCGUGGCGUAGAUUGGCGUAGUGCGUUCUUUGUACGGUUUCGUAACGGUUCUUCAGUGCAUUGUUAGGAAACCCGGCGGUGUUUGGAAUUUCACGUUCAAUUUUGCUAUAGAGCUUUUUAUGUGUACCUAUAUAAUGAUUGAAUCCUUGAAAUUUUUUCUACAUAUCAUAAAAUUUUUAACCGCUUUUGUGAUAUCGCAACAUGCGGGAGUUGUUCAUGUGAUUGUAUUCGACAUAAUUAUUCUAUUUCAAUCUUGUUCACUUUUACGAUUUAAAAGUAAUAAGAGAGACUAUACAAAUGGUGAAUUUACUUUUUUUUUUCGUUCAAUUUUUACGGCAGUAAUCUUUUUAUUUCGAUUCAAAAUUAUUAUACCACCUUCUAUUUUUAUACGCCAUGUUAUUACUCCCUUUCAAUUGUAAAUAGCUUACACAAUGAAAAUUUCAAUGUAGUUUAUAUAUAUUAUACAUGCAUAUAUGGACAUUGUAUCGGCCAGUCCGUGUAGUAGUUAUUCAGUGUAUUAUGUAUAGAAAUAUGAAUAAACUUUGAUGUUAGAACUUAUGUACCUUCUACUAAGUGUUUGUCAUUAAAUGUUGCAAACCUCUUAGCACAAAAAAUUAUUUUAGUAAUUACAAUUUACCGUGGGAUAUGCACAAAUUAUAAGUGUUCCCAAUAUAAUAUAUGCGUGUAUUUGGAACUGUUUACCUACUUUAUUAAACUGUUAUAAAAUAGUAAUUGAUAAUAUUGGAAAACAAUAUUAACUUCAUUCAAAUGAAAAUAAAUUGUCUUUGUCGUGUCACUUCGCAAUUGUUCUAUCAACCUGAUAUAAAUAAGGUUAAAAUAUAUUAACCUUAGUGCAUACUACAUUCGGUGUGAUAAAUAAGAGCGAGAUAGCAUGAUAUUUGUUAUUUUCACUUUAAACUUGAAAUAUAACUGUAACUACUUGGUUAUAAUCGUUUAACACAAUAACCUAACGAAAUAGAUAUGUAUAUGUUUUGUAAUUAAAUAAGUCGAGCUAAUGAGAUUUAUGUUGUGCAUUUUAUUUUUCUUUAUUAAAUUAAUUCAUGUUUUUAAAAUUAACUCUCACUUACACAGUCAUUCCCGUUUUGGGUAUACCAAUGAUUUGUAAAUCAGCGUGCAAAAAUAUUUUGUUUUCGUGAUUUUUUUGUGAUUUAGUUUUUGUCCACCUGUAAAUGUAUUUUUUUUGUAUAUAAAUUUAAUGGUUAAUAUACCGACAUCUAUGCACAAAUACAACGAUGAUGCGUUUCAGAACGUCUCAUUAUGUUUAACACAAUAUAUUAUAAGGAAUAAACAAAAAUGUAAUGCUUCAUUCUAGACUAGGGUAAUCGUUUAUUUUUUUUUUUUUUAUGUAUUUAGUUACAAAAUUCUGUAAAAGGCCUGCGUGUGCAAUAAAGUUGAUCAAAUAUUUUGUUUUUUGUAAGACAUAAUUUCAUUAUUUUAUAUGGAUAAAAAUCAUCAGUAGGUACUUAAUGUUUGUGUUGUGAUAAUAUGUACAAGGCUUAACUUAUGUAUAUUCACUUCUCUUAAGUAAAUUAAUACCUGUUUUGUGGCCUGCAUGUACUUUAUUAUAGGAAAGAUAUGUUUUGACACUAUCUAUGGCUUCUAUGUAUUCUAUUAUAUCUAUGUUCCCUUAUAAAGGAUUUUAAUAUUUCUAGUAUUGAAGGGUCAUUAGCUUUGUCUUUGAUACAAUGUACGUGUAGUUAUACAUUUGUCUUGGAUAUAAUAUAUGUUUAAUUUAAAUUAUAACACGUCAUAGUGUGUAUGGCCAAACCUACAUAGUUUUUAACCCGGAUACGGAUAUUUUGAUGUACUAUAAAUAUACAUAUAUCGAAACUUUUGAUAUAAAUAUUUUUUUCUUUAUAUUUGAUGUAGAGUUCAACUUCACAAAGGCGGAUUUUUGUGUUUCAACUUUGUCUUUGACCAAUGAAAUUGUUAUUCGAAACUUGUUAUACAAAAAAGCAUAUCAUUCACUAUGUAAAACAUAAAGCAAUCAGUUUUUUUAUGGUGAAUUCAUAAUUUAAUAAUAUUGUCCCAUUCGUAUUAACAAGUUACGUACCUAUAACGUUUCUAUAAAAUAUUCCUUAUUCCCACAGCGCAAAGUCGACGGUCGUCCGCCCGUCGCAAGAAUUCAGAUCGAGAUCUGAAGUGAAUACAAAAAACUAAAGCUCAUGUGCGUUAUAAGUAUUAUACAUGUUAAUAACUUAUGUUAGAGUAACGUAGCGAUAAAUGUAGACGUAACGUGAGUAACAUACGUAUGAGGUGAAUGUGAGACUCAAUUAUUUGGAUAUCUUUAAACCUUGUUAGAUGUAAGUAUGGUAAGAAGCGCAAAUUGUUCGCGUUUUUUGAGAAUAAAUCUUGAUUCCGUGUAA